Messenger RNA from Tyto alba (common barn owl), 604 nucleotides. Its product is annotated as cytochrome c oxidase subunit 5B, mitochondrial. Gene Ontology annotation, biological process: mitochondrial electron transport, cytochrome c to oxygen. Lineage: Eukaryota; Metazoa; Chordata; Aves; Strigiformes; Tytonidae. The coding region runs from base 5 to 430 and encodes 141 amino acids. The transcript has 5 exons. Gene Ontology annotation, cellular component: mitochondrial envelope. The record is from RefSeq and is a predicted model, not a curated record.
GGGGAUGAGGGCGUGGCUCGGCUUCCCGCUUCCGCCGCCGCCACCGGAAGCGCUGGUCGCCGCCAUGGCCUCAAGGUUACUGCGGGUGAGCGCGGCCCUGCGGCUGCUGCCCGGUGCUUCCGUCCGCCGCUUCGCCGGCCCCGGCAGCCUGGCCAGCGAUGAGGAGCAGGCGACGGGGCUGGAGCGGAAGGUGAUGGAGGCCAUGAACAAGGGCCUGGACCCCUACAGCAUGUUCCGGCCGAAGCGCUACGCGGGGACCAAGGAGGACCCCAACCUCGUCCCCUCCAUCACCAACAAGCGCAUCGUGGGCUGCGUCUGCGAAGAGGACAACAGCUGCGUCAUCUGGUUCUGGCUGCACGAAGGGGAAGCCCAGCGCUGCCCCUCCUGCGGCACCCACUACAAGCUGAUCCCCCAUGAGCUGCCCCACUAAGGCCCCACGGGGGGGGGGGGGGGCUGUGGUGACCCCCCCCAGCACUCACUGGGGGUCACACUGACACCCCCCUCUCCCCAGCACCCACUGGGCAUCUUCUGGGCUGAGCUGAGCUGCCACCACUUUGCCCCACUGUGUGUACCCCCCCCCAUAAAGAGUUUGUGUGUGUGGUGA